Messenger RNA from Triticum aestivum (bread wheat), 4015 nucleotides. RefSeq lists its product as uncharacterized. The transcript has 2 exons. Lineage: Eukaryota; Viridiplantae; Streptophyta; Magnoliopsida; Poales; Poaceae. Bases 1145 to 2935 code for a protein of 596 amino acids. The record is from RefSeq and is a predicted model, not a curated record.
GCCGAACUGGCCGCCGUUGGGCGUUUUCCCUCUCCCACCUCCCGGCUCUAGCUUCCCAGAUCCCCUUUCUUGCUGAUAGAAACUUGUAUCUGUGACUGAAUUCCUUGUAUCCAUUAUCCAUUGAGUAAUUUGUAUCUAGGUUCGUAUCAUUUGGUAUUCAGAGCCAGUCCACCACCUCCCACCUACAAAAUUUCCCCACCAUCGUCACCAUGAGCAGCCUAGCUGAGCAAUUCAAUCGGAUCCGGGACGCUGUGCGUGAGUUGAUGGAGUUGGUCGGCACAGAUUCUGAAAUCAUCAAGUCUCCCGUGCAAGAGCCAAUGACUGAGGAGAUUGCGGUUGACCACGACAACGUCAUUGCCGGUCUUGCACCUGCGGUGAGUAUCCCCGACGCCAGCCUCGACGUUGGCGUUGACGAGGCCGUGCCUCAUGUCAUCUCACCACCAACCAUCAUCAUCGAGGAGGCCGCUGAGGUCGUCCUUUCUGCUACCAGCAGCUCAUGCUCCUUGUUGCAUGCCAUGUGGUCGACAGAAUACCCAAGCCAGAAGGGUGCCACAUUGGCUUCUGUGUUCACCCCAGCCGCAACACCUACGUCGCUCACGGCCACGGUCGUCGUCGUCCCCUUGCUUGCUGCACCUGCGGCAAGCGGCGGAACCCUCGACAGUAGCCACAACGGAAGUGGCCUAGGAAUGCUGCCCCUGACUCCGUGGAGUGUGUCUGCAUCCUUCACUGAGUCUCCGGGGCUCUGGCCAGCCCAGCUGUGCUGGUUGUCUGUUCUCCUCGUGCUGGACACCAAGUCGUCCUCAAGGUGUUCGACAACGUGCCUCAUCAACCACACCGAGUUGUUCAUGUACAUGUCCAUCGUAUAUGUGAUCCCGAGUAUCAUGCGACCGAGACAAGGGCUACGACCAAGGCCAUGGCCUUCCUUCAUCGGUGACCAAGCUGCACAUGGCAAACUGGAGGAAACAAUGACAGACGGUUUUCGAGUCCUGGGAACACGACGCUCUUCAAGUAGUACUCUCAGGAAGGAUUCUUAGAAAAAAUCGUUGCUACCUUGUCAUCAAAGGUGCUCCGGCAGGUACCAUGGCCAUUCAUUGUGUGCAGCCAUGUAUGUACCGUGUUGCAGUUGGAUGAAUUUAGGAGCCUCAUGAAGAUUUCUUCAGCUGGUAUGCCCAGACAACACUCAGUUGAAUUUCUUACUGGAGAUGAGCUAGUAUUGGGUUGUCCUGUAGAGCCACAAUCAAUUUCCUCCUGGGAGUAUUUGCAAUAUAAGUUGCUGCAGCCGUGGACUCCAUCACUUCAAACAAAUUUCAAGAAUGAGGCCUUACAGGAAGAGAAAAUGGUGGGUUUCAUGGUGGCAUUAAUAGGACAGAUGCAUUGGCUUCUUUGGGACUACUUCUCAUUUGAUGAAAAUUUUAGUGUGCCACAUGUUGCCCAAAGAGUUCUGUGUGUCACAUCACCAUGGGGUCCCGGUGUUCACAAAAAUCCAAUGACGAAUCACAUGGGUUGGCUGGAACUUGAGAUAGCCGCCUUGAUGACUAUUGUGAAGGCUGAGUUCAUAAGUAGCGGCCUACAGAUUCAUCCCAGUGAGAAUGCUCAAGUAAAUUUCCCCUGGUCCAGUUGUUACUUAUUUCUUCAGGUUGGAAAGUUGCAGAAUGUUAUGGUGAAGCUCAACACUUGGCCCUCUGGAGGAUGGUUCUUAUCGGCUGUGACAUUCUCACCAAAUCUGCAUGCAAUUGUGUGCUGCAACAAGGCAGUAAGCAUUCAAUCUCUCGUUGUUGCCCUUCAUAUGGCUGAAUGCUGUGGUGUGUUAAUCUCAGUUAUAGUCACUCACACCAUAUGGUUACACAAACUGGUAUUCCCUGAUGGUAGCCUGGUAUACACGCAAGUCAGAACUGGGAGCAUUUUAUUCAUUUGGACCUCUCAGGGAGCUCAUAAAGACAAGGGAUAUUUUUCUGUACAGCUGCCUUUGGUGGAUCAAGAGCUAUGGAGGAGUGCGGAAUAUUGGCGGUCAGAUAUUCAAGGUUUGCUGUUGGCCAAUACAAUUUUAGAAGAUUCUUUCUGGCCUGGGCAACAUAUCAUUGAAGCAUGCCUUGCGAGCCCUUAUCACAGGUUCAUGGGCGCAAUUGAUGUCGAGUGGCUCUACACCCAUAAUUCUUAUGGAGAACUUACAGUAGUUGACAACCAGCUGAAGAGUAAAGAGAUUGUCACAACUCGGCCAGUCGGUUCUGAUGAGUUUAAAUGUCUGGAGGCCUUGUCGAGUAUUCUACAUUGCACUGAUAACUAUUUGCGAGUAAUUAUGUUCGAUGAGAUUGAGCCGCAGCUUACUGUGCAUUGGAUGAAAUUUGUAGUUCAGGGCAAGACUAUUGCUGUAUCCAACAUCACCAAGUCCUCAAUGGUAUGUACUCCCGUCAAUCACCUAUGUUUGGAGGAAUAUCUAGUUUGUCCAAGUCACAACUUCUCUAUUGCACCUGAACUUACAUUAUGCAAGAGCGGAAAGUUGGAGUUUAACAACAGGAUUUCCUAUAUGGCGGAGCAGUACACUGAGGUUAAUUCUUAUAUGACGAAAAUUGGACUGCAUUCCUUGUUUGUGAGCAUCAGCGCAGUAGAGCGAACCUCUCAAAGGAAUAACCCCAUUCAUCAAAUGGUCGAGCAGCGAUUGUCAUUUCCUGCAAGUACCAAGCCAGCACACAUACAAGCUGCAGUUUGUGAGAAUCAAGGAGUGUACUCCUUAUUCUGCAAUUGCUCAUGUGGCAAUCCCAACACUAUUGCUAUUGGGGUUGAGUGCUCUGACAGGCAAGGAGUGUACCCCCACAGCAAAAUUAUUUUGGACUAUCAUAGUAGGCUUGGUUGUCUGAAUCUUGGGUUUCUGUCAACAUGGCCAGAUGUCUCAACGGUUCAAAUUAACGUGUUACCUUGCACUGAACUUAGCUCCUAGAAACAUCCAAUGCCAAGUGUGGACCAGCUGAUGUUGAAGAGCUCCUAUGGAUGCCUUGUUCUUGCAAACACUUCUCCAAAAAUAAUGCUCGAGUGCUCUGCUACUGAGUUGGUGAGCUGCAAACUCUCAGAGGCUCAUGCCACAGAGUUCUAUAUCAAUUGCUCGAUACAUUUGAGGUUUGAAUUCAGUCCCUUGAUGGUUUGGAAGAUUGCUUGGGUGCUUGGUUCUGUGUGUACUAUUGUUGCAUACAACUCCCAGUGUGCAGUCUUUACAAGACUGAAUGGUUGGCAUGUGAUGGGUCAACCAAGUGCUCUCAAGUGUAUCUCCCUGAGCGGCAAGCAAAAUUUGAAGGACGGAGGAGUCUUAUGCUUAUGGACAUCUUCCUCGAUCAAGUCUACAUCAGCCACGAGAACUACUUCGACAUCAACCAAGUCCGUGCCAACAACGACUACUACCUCAACGACGCUAGCGUCUUUGAACUUGAUCAAGUCUACCUCGAACAUGGCUACUACCGUGAAGGAUAUCACCACCGCUCUGGCAGUUCCAUGGGACCCGGGCAUAAAUUCUUCGGUGUCGGCUUGGGGUCAAGCCAAGUUUCAAGAAGGGAGGAAUGUCACGGGAACUACUUCAUCAACCACAACCAAAGAGGCUCAAUGCCGGCCCACGAGGCCCAAACAGACUGCAAAGCCCAACCCGAGGAGGCUUGACCUGAUAUAUAGAGGAACACAUCGAUUCAGGGAAGGAUGGAAGAACUGGAACCCGAACUGGCCGCUGUUGGGCGUUUUCCCUCUCCCACCUCCCGGCUCUAGCUUCCCAGAUCCCCUUUCUUGCUGAUAGAAACUUGUACUCCCUCCAUUCCCUUAUACAAGGCCACAAACUCAAAUUACAUGUACCUAGGUAAAAUUUAAUGACUACUUUGCAAGCCAACUUUUCUUCUUGUUAACUGGGAUCAUUAAUAUGCCCGUAUGCAUGCAAGGAAGGAAUGAGAAGGAAGUAGCAUAGUGUCAUUAUGACUACAUACAUGCAAGUAUUAAACAAGUUGCUAGUAUGAGAAAACAUCAUUAAAUUUUGCUUCGGUUA